AUGGCGGAUCUAGGCCAGCUCUCUCUACCUGAGAUCCAGGACGAUAGCCAUCAGUUAGGCAACAACGAGCCAAAUGUGCGGCCGCUCCUACAAGAUCCAGCCAAGCAAAUAAGACUAUUCACCCUCUGGCCCGGAAGCCAAGGAAGUGCGAUUCAAGGCGCGUUCAGUGUGGCUACCCUCGAUGACGAACCCGCCUACCAAUGUAUAUCGUAUGUUUGGGGCGACGCCUCUAACACCAAAUACAUUAUGGUGGAUGGGAAAGAGCUCAAAAUUACCACGUCUUUGUUCUUGGCUCUGCGACGAGUCAGAUCUGAGCAGGAACGCACCACUCUUUGGGCCGAUGCGCUGUGCAUCAAUCAGGAUGAUCACGAGGAGAAGCGGGUACAGGUCGACAUGAUGUUCGAAAUUUACAGCAAGUGCAGCAAUUGCUUGAUGUGGUUGGGUGAGGUUGACCUCCUCGAAGGGAAGCUCAGCUUGGACGUUGCUCGCUAUGGUCUGGAAUUCAUCGAAUUCCUAUACUAUGCCAAAGCAGAAGAUGCUAGCUUUUCGACCGCUGAAGGUUCUGAGAAACUCAAUCUCACGAUUCGAAGCCUGGUAAAAUGCCAGUGGUGGCGGCGAAUAUGGAUAGUUCAAGAGUGUGUUGCUCCUCCCACGGCGACGUUUCUUUGGGGGCCCUUCACGAUCUCGCGAUCGCCAUUGACGAACUUCGCUUUGAACCACGCGGAUGUGAUUCUUUCAAGUCUAAAAGGAUGGACACUCGCCGGAGAUGAGUGGCUUAUAUAUGAGGCGAUUACAACGCUAACAAGGCUGACCAUAUCACUCGUGAGCUUGAGGGCUGCUCUUGGGUCAGGGCCGCAAGGAGUUGGUGAAGAUAUCACUAGCUUCCUUUGGAAUACCUGCGACCGCCAAGCUUUGGACCCGCGCGACAAGAUCUUCGCUCUACUGCCUUUCAUUGCAGGGGCAUUGCCGAGCGUGAAGUCAAGCAACUACGAUAUCGACUGCGAUGAGCUAUAUAGUCGAGUGACAGUGGAUCUCAUCCAAUCUUCUCAAUCUUUGCUGCCGCUCUUGGGACGCCGGCCAAGUGCAACGCCCGUGGAGGAACCAACUUGGGUUGUAGAUUGGCGUCGCAAAGGGAAGACAGAGCCCAUCGACCCACAGCCAUAUGUAACAGCUCAUGUAUUACGUGAAUAUUACAACGCUUCGUACGGCAUUCCUCAGCUGGACUCUCGAAAUGUUGUUUCGAGCGACGGGCGCCGCCUAUCGCUUCAUGGAUAUCUUGUUGGCACAAUUGUGGGCACGGGCGUGCCUCUAGCCGACGCUUCCUCGGAUACAGUCUACUCCUCUUCGUUUUCCAUUAGAAACCUGGUGGAAAAGUGGAAGAGGGAUUCUGCAGCAGAUGCUGCCAGUACCUUCCGCGAGCUAGAUAAGACACUGGGCACAGAUGACCAUUCCGCAAGGUUUUUCACGAUGCGUAGUGAUGUAGAGAAAGCCGUGCUUGGUUGGGCGAACAUUCAAGGGUCAGACGACCGUGAGAACUUGUGUAUGGCAGCCUGGCUGACGGCCAGCAAAAUGACCACCUUUCUCACAAGAGGAGGUGGCACUGGCGUCGGAACUUACGGUACGAAACUGGGAGACGAGGUUUGGAUCCUCUGUUCAGGACAUAUGCCGUUUAUUUUACGGCCAGUCAGAAACAACGAAGACCAACAUUAUAACAAUAGCGACGUUGACGGUUCAGCCGCCUUCAUUUUCCGCAGGAAGCAUAUUAGGUACCAUGUAGUGAGUGAGUGCUACAUGCACGGAGCAAUGCGCGGCGAGAUGUCAGAGGCUGGGAAAACUGUUCUACAAACUAUCACGUUAUAUUAG
Molecule: messenger RNA, 1863 nt
Organism: Colletotrichum godetiae
Lineage: Eukaryota; Fungi; Ascomycota; Sordariomycetes; Glomerellales; Glomerellaceae
Product: heterokaryon incompatibility protein-domain-containing protein
Exons: 2
Coding region: 1-1863 (620 amino acids)
Source: RefSeq, a predicted model, not a curated record